UUGUUUCGAUAUGGCAACACUCUGAGUAACGCUACCCGCCAUUGUUUGUUAGAUUUGUUUAAUUUCGCAAUUUUGUACCUUGAAAUUAUUUCAAACACUUAAUUUAUUUUAAUUUAGUAAACUAAAAUGUCGAAAGCUCAUCCCCCGGAAUUGAAAAAAUUCAUGGAUAAGAAGUUGUCUAUAAAACUAAACGCCGGUCGCGCCGUGACUGGCGUGCUUCGUGGGUUUGAUCCAUUUAUGAAUCUAGUACUUGAUGAAUCUGUCGAAGAGUGCAAGGAUGGUCAGCGCACCAACAUUGGCAUGGUGGUCAUUAGAGGGAACAGUAUAAUAAUGUUGGAGUCACUAGAUAGAAUAUAGAAUUAUUGUAAUUAGUUUUAUAAGAUUAAUUUACAGUGUGUCAGUGUGAGUUCUAAAGAAUACGGAACUGUAAAUGUUAAUAAGAUAUAAUUAUAAAACUUAUUUUUUGGUCAAAAACAUUUUGUAAAAAAAUGCAUCAACUAAGUAUUUAUAUAUGUUUACUACAUGAAACUUGGUAAACACCAUCAUAUCUAAUACAUCCAAGUUGUAUUACAUUUUUCUUUCAUUUCA
Messenger RNA from Galleria mellonella (greater wax moth), 588 nucleotides. It is a transcript of the gene SNRPG, whose product is annotated as probable small nuclear ribonucleoprotein G. Gene Ontology annotation, cellular component: U12-type spliceosomal complex; catalytic step 2 spliceosome; U2-type prespliceosome. The transcript has 3 exons. Gene Ontology annotation, biological process: mRNA splicing, via spliceosome; spliceosomal snRNP assembly. The record is from RefSeq and is a predicted model, not a curated record. Gene Ontology annotation, molecular function: RNA binding. Lineage: Eukaryota; Metazoa; Arthropoda; Insecta; Lepidoptera; Pyralidae. Bases 127 to 357 code for a protein of 76 amino acids.